AUGGCUCCAAAAGCUGGUGGUGAUUCUGCUAAAGUUAAUUCAGCCGUAUAUAAAGAUAAAAGCAAACCUGCUGACAUUCGCCUUAGCAAUAUCAAUGCCGCUAAAGCUGUAUCUGAUGCCAUCAGGACUAGCCUGGGUCCUCGUGGGAUGGAUAAAAUGAUUCAAGCAGCUAAUGGUGAAGUAACAAUUACAAAUGAUGGAGCUACUAUUUUAAAACAGAUGAGUGUAGUACAUCCAGCUGCAAAAAUGCUGGUGGAGUUAUCAAAAGCUCAAGAUAUAGAGGCUGGAGAUGGCACAACAUCUGUAGUGGUGAUUGCCGGAGCUUUGCUUGAUGCAGCUGAGAAAUUGCUUCAGAAGGGUAUCCAUCCUACUGUCAUUUCUGAUGGCUUCCAAAAAGCUCUUCAAAUGGCAUUGCAGGUUGUUGAAGGAAUGUCAACACCUGUAGAUUUAGCAAAUGAAGAUGCACUUUUGAAAGCAGCUGCUACGUCACUGAACUCUAAAGUGGUCUCUCAGCACUCUACAAUUUUGGCACCAAUUGCUGUCCAAGCUAUUCGUGGAGUUAUGGAGCCAAUCGUGGGUGGAGUGGGCGCUCGUGUGGAUUUAAGAGAUGUAAAGGUGAUUGAACGUAUUGGUGGCACAGUGGAAGAUACUGAGCUAAUUAACGGACUGGUGAUCCCGCACCGUGCGUCUAACGUCAAUGGACCUCAUCGUAUUGAGAAGGCUAAAGUCGGUCUUAUACAAUUUUGUAUAUCACCACCAAAAACUGAUAUGGAUCACAAUGUGAUUGUAUCAGAUUAUGCUGCAAUGGACCGUGUAUUAAAGGAAGAGCGUCAGUACAUUUUGAAUAUUGUAAAGCAGAUCAAGAAGGCUGGUUGUAAUGUGUUAUUAGUACAGAAGUCUAUUUUAAGAGAUGCACUGAGUGACUUGGCAAUUCAUUUCUUGGAUAAAAUAAAAACAAUGGUAAUUAAAGACAUUGAGCGUGAAGAUAUUGAAUUUGUUUGUAAGACAUUGGGAUGUCGUCCAAUCGCUUCUUUAGAUCAUUUUACAGCUGAGAACUUGGUUAACGUUGAUCUCGUUGAAGAGGUGAAUGAACCCUCUGGAAGGUAUAUCAAGAUGAGCGGGUGCGCGGGCGGUGGGAAAACUGUUUCGGUGCUGGUGCGCGGCACGAGCGGCGCCGUGGUGGCGGAGGCGGCGCGCUCGCUGCACGACGCGCUGUGCGUGGUGCGCUGCGUGGCGCGCCGCCCCGCGCUCGUGGCUGGCGGGGGAGCCCCCGAGGCCGCCGCCGCCGCCGCCCUGGCGCGCGCUGCCAUCACAGCUCCCGGUGCUGAUCACUACUGCCUCAGGGCAUAUGCUGACGCGCUGGAAGUUAUACCGUCUACUUUGGCCGAAAAUGCUGGUCUGAACCCCAUCGAGACGGUGACAGAACUGCGCGCAGCUCACGCGGGCGGCACGGCCAACGCGGGCGUCAACGUGCGCCGCGGCCGUGUCACCGACAUGCGCCACGAGCACGUGCUGCAACCGCUGCACGUUACCGCCUCCGCGCUCGGCCUCGCCACAGAGACGGUGCGAGCUAUACUCAAGAUUGAUGAUAUUGUUAAUACAGUCAAU
Messenger RNA from Brenthis ino (lesser marbled fritillary), 1608 nucleotides. The record is from the annotation of a GenBank genome assembly. NCBI's taxonomy places the organism in Eukaryota, Metazoa, Arthropoda, Insecta, Lepidoptera, Nymphalidae.